AUGCACUAUUUUGGGGUGAUGGCUGCAUUGUCUGUUUUCAACAUCAUCACUUGUUUGGCAAGAGGCAAGCCCUUGGAAGCCUGGGGCAAAUUAUCAGCUAUGGAGAACUCUGAUAAAUCCUUUGGUGAUCCCGGAGAGGUGGAGGGCGAGACCCAUUUCAACUUUAAAACCUUCCUGGAAAACAUGAAAGCUGAUUUCCUGAGGAGUUUGAACUUAUCGGGCAUCCCUUCGCAAGAGAGGUCUAGAGAGGAGCCACCACAAUUCAUGAUUGACCUGUACAACAGAUAUGCCACAGACAAGUCUUCCAUCCCUGCAUCCAAUAUUGUGCGGAGCUUCAGUACUGAAGAUGUUGUUUCUAUGGCUUCCCUGGAAGAACACCCAAUUCAGAAACACAUCUUGCUCUUCAACGUCUCUAUCCCACGGCACGAAGAUGUCACCAGGGCGGAGCUGAGAAUCCACAUAUCCUGUAAUAGGGACAUUGGGCCUCUCUCUAGACUGGAAGGCAACAUGGUCAUUUAUGAUGUUCUGGAUGAAGACCUCUGGGAAAGUCCAGAAAGCACCAACUCGUUCCUUGCCACCCAAGAUAUCCAGGAAUGUGGAUGGGAAAUGUUUGAGGUGUCCAGUGCUGUGAAAAGAUGGGUCAGGGCAGACAAAUCAAAGACUAAAAACAAGCUUGAAGUUGUUGUUGAGAGGAAAACUCUGGGUGACUUCGCUUGUGGGAAGCUGGACAUCAGUGUUAUGCCCGACACUAAAAAUUUGCCCUUGUUAAUAGUGUUCUCCAAUGACCGCAGCAACGGGACCAAGGAGACCAGAGUGGAGCUCCGGGAGAUGAUUCUUCAUGAGCAGGAGAGCGUGCUAAAGAAGUUAGCAAAGAACAGCACUUUGCCUGAAGAGGAAGAGGAGACAGAGGAGAAAUCCUUAUCCGUCCCUGGACUCCACCAGCCUUCAUCUAGAAGCAAGAGAAGCACUGGUACCAAUCACUGCCGGAGAACCUCCCUCCGUGUGAACUUCAAAGACAUUGGCUGGGAUUCCUGGGUCAUUGCUCCAAAAGAUUACGAUGCAUUUGAAUGCAAAGGGGGCUGCUUUUUCCCUCUGACGGACAACGUGACCCCUACGAAACAUGCUAUUGUUCAAACCUUAGUGCACCUCAAAAACCCCAAGAAAGCUGCCAAGGCCUGUUGUGUUCCUACCAAAUUGGAUUCGAUUUCCAUCCUCUACACUGAUGAUGCUGGGGUACCCACUUUGAAAUAUAACUACGAGGGGAUGAAAGUAGCAGAAUGCGGGUGCAGGUAG
Gopherus flavomarginatus (Mexican gopher tortoise) is the source of this 1293-nucleotide messenger RNA. It is a transcript of the gene GDF2, whose product is annotated as growth differentiation factor 2. The transcript has 2 exons. Gene Ontology annotation, cellular component: extracellular region. Gene Ontology annotation, biological process: SMAD protein signal transduction; BMP signaling pathway. Lineage: Eukaryota; Metazoa; Chordata; Testudines; Testudinidae. Bases 1 to 1293 code for a protein of 430 amino acids. Gene Ontology annotation, molecular function: cytokine activity; growth factor activity. The record is from RefSeq and is a predicted model, not a curated record.